Molecule: messenger RNA, 1437 nt
Organism: Merops nubicus (carmine bee-eater)
Lineage: Eukaryota; Metazoa; Chordata; Aves; Coraciiformes; Meropidae
Gene: PPP2R5A
Product: protein phosphatase 2, regulatory subunit B', alpha
Exons: 12
Coding region: 70-1278 (402 amino acids)
Biological process (GO): signal transduction; protein dephosphorylation
Cellular component (GO): protein phosphatase type 2A complex; cytosol; nucleus
Molecular function (GO): protein phosphatase activator activity
Source: RefSeq, a predicted model, not a curated record
GCCUCCUUCAAUGAACAGCAAGAUCUAUUUUGUCAGAAGUUGCAACAGUGUUGUGUGCUCUUUGACUUCAUGGACUCUGUUUCGGACCUGAAAAGCAAAGAAAUUAAGAGAGCAACACUGAAUGAACUGGUUGAAUAUGUUUCAACAAACCGUGGGGUGAUUGUUGAAUCGGCUUAUGCUGACAUAGUGAAAAUGAUUAGUUCUAAUAUUUUCAGAACACUUCCACCUAGUGAUAACCCUGAUUUUGAUCCAGAAGAAGAUGAACCAACUCUUGAAGCCUCAUGGCCCCAUAUACAGCUGGUGUAUGAAUUCUUCCUGAGGUUUUUGGAGAGCCCAGAUUUUCAGCCUAGCAUUGCAAAGCGAUAUAUUGACCAGAAAUUUGUACAGCAGCUGUUGGAGCUCUUUGACAGUGAAGACCCACGAGAACGUGAUUUCCUAAAGACAGUUCUGCAUCGAAUCUAUGGGAAAUUCCUCGGUUUAAGGGCGUUCAUCAGGAAGCAGAUUAACAACAUCUUCCUCAGGUUUAUAUAUGAAACAGAGCACUUCAAUGGUGUUGCUGAACUUCUGGAGAUAUUAGGAAGUAUUAUCAAUGGUUUUGCACUGCCACUGAAAGCAGAACACAAACAGUUCCUUAUGAAAGUUCUGAUUCCCAUGCAUACUGCAAAGGGAUUAGCUUUGUUUCAUGCACAGCUUGCCUAUUGUGUUGUACAGUUCCUGGAAAAAGAUACAACUUUAACAGAGCCUGUAAUCAGAGGACUGCUCAAAUUUUGGCCAAAAACUUGCAGUCAGAAAGAGGUAAUGUUUUUAGGUGAAAUUGAAGAAAUCUUAGAUGUAAUAGAACCGACACAAUUCAAAAAAAUAGAAGAGCCUUUAUUUAAGCAAAUAUCCAAGUGUGUGUCAAGCUCACAUUUUCAGGUUGCAGAAAGAGCUUUGUAUUUCUGGAAUAAUGAAUAUAUUCUCAGCCUGAUUGAGGAGAACAUUGAUAAAAUUCUACCAAUCAUGUUUGGCAGUUUAUACAAGAUCUCCAAAGAACACUGGAAUCCGACGAUCGUGGCGCUGGUGUACAACGUGCUGAAGACCCUGAUGGAGAUGAAUGGCAAGCUGUUCGAUGAACUCACAGGCUCAUACAAAGCAGAGAGGCAAAGAGAGAAAAAGAAAGAGAUGGAACGUGAAGAGUUGUGGAGAAAGUUGGAGGAGCUGAAGCUUAAGAAGGCGAUGGCAGAGAAGCAGAACAGCGCUCACAGCGUGCUCAAUGCACACAGUCCAAGUGCCAAAUAAAGGAAGUCAAUCACCACCUCUGCUCGGCAGAUGUACUGUUUUGUACCUUUGGAACUGUAAGGAUUUGCAAAAGAAACCUUAUUACUAUAAUAGAAACAGCCAGGUUUUUUCCUCUGGCACAUGUAAAGAUUUGAAUUUAAAUACAGGAAUUAAGUGAUG